This is a messenger RNA of Toxotes jaculatrix (banded archerfish), 3927 nucleotides long. RefSeq names its product pre-B-cell leukemia homeobox 1a (gene pbx1a). Bases 922 to 1959 code for a protein of 345 amino acids. The record is from RefSeq and is a predicted model, not a curated record. Lineage: Eukaryota; Metazoa; Chordata; Actinopteri; Toxotidae. Gene Ontology annotation, biological process: neuron development; regulation of transcription by RNA polymerase II; embryonic organ development. Gene Ontology annotation, molecular function: RNA polymerase II cis-regulatory region sequence-specific DNA binding; DNA-binding transcription factor activity, RNA polymerase II-specific. Gene Ontology annotation, cellular component: nucleus. The transcript is spliced from 11 exons.
UUCCCUCACUUGGUGUUUUGAUGAUGAUGGUGGUGGAGAGCACUGUUCAAAACAGAGUUUUGCAGCUCAGUGAGUGCACAGCACCACCUGGUGGACUCAGAUCUCCAGAGCAGGUGACACUGACUGAAUCCCCCUCAAGAGACCUGGGUUUUCUUACCUCUGGAGGACCUGAGAGGGGGAAGUUCCCUGUGUCUGCACUAUGUUAAGGUUAACAUCUCUUAAGUCCAAUUCAUUGUGUGAAACCGUCAGCCAGUGCACACGAAAUCAGCUUGAUUGCAUGCCAACAAGAAGAUAAAAGGCUCGGAGUGUCCCACCUUCCCGAGGAGGAUGAUUGACGUUUUCGGAGAGGACCGAGGUGGGACUUGCGCGCUCCUUCUUCUCCAAUCGUGGCUCGAGGGGCGGAGGCUUUUCCAUCCAUACUCCGAUUAUGAGUCACUUACCAGACAUAAACGAAACAAUAACAGUUGGUGGUUACUUUGUAUCCCAAACCUUCACUGGCAAGUUGAGUCUCAACCGCAUCAACCUCUCGAGUAUUUCGGAGGUUUCGUAAGAGGAGCACAACGCGCUCCACUUUUAAUCAGAUUAGGAGCCUUUAAUGUUCAAUCCUAUUUUUUUUCUUCCCUACAGUAGCGGUGCAGGAGUGGCCAGAGCCAAAAGCAGCGAUUCAGAUCAGAUUUCACCUAAACCAGCUGGGAGAGAGACCGAGAGAGAGAGAGAGCAGAGAGAGGGUUUGUCAGUCUCCCUCCUCCCAAAUCCAGAAAAGCUUACCAAGGAAAAAGGAGGAGUGUCGGAGCAAAGAGAGACGCAGAGGAAUCCAGAGGAAUUUCCGAGGAUAUUUUGUCUUCUGUUUUUUCUCCCCUCUUGAUAUUAAAAUUUGAAAAAAAAAAGUUGGAGGCGAGGCAGCAAGGACCGUGGUCAAGGAUGGACGAGCAGCCUCGGUUGAUGCACUCCCACGGGGUAGGCAUGGCCGGACACCCCGGCCUGGCGCAGCAUAUGCAGGAUGGCACGGCGGCGACGGACGGAGAGGGAAGAAAGCAGGACAUCGGAGACAUAUUACAGCAAAUAAUGACCAUCACAGACCAAAGCUUAGACGAAGCACAGGCGAGGAAACAUGCACUGAACUGCCAUAGAAUGAAACCUGCUCUCUUCAAUGUCUUGUGUGAAAUAAAGGAGAAAACAGUGCUCAGUAUCCGAGGUGCCCAGGAGGAGGAGCCUCCAGAUCCCCAGCUGAUGCGACUGGACAACAUGCUGCUGGCAGAGGGCGUGGCUGGGCCAGAGAAAGGCGGUGGGUCGGCAGCUGCAGCAGCCGCUGCAGCAGCCACAGGCGGCGUCGGUGCCGACAACUCGGCAGAACACUCUGACUACCGGGCCAAGCUGUCUCAGAUCCGACAAAUUUACCACACAGAGUUGGAGAAGUAUGAGCAGGCGUGCAAUGAGUUCACCACCCAUGUGAUGAACCUGCUGAGGGAGCAGUCUCGAACACGACCCAUCUCGCCGAAAGAGAUCGAGCGCAUGGUCAGCAUCAUCCACCGCAAGUUCAGCUCCAUCCAGAUGCAGCUGAAACAGAGCACCUGCGAAGCCGUCAUGAUCCUGCGCUCACGCUUUCUCGAUGCCAGACGAAAGAGGAGGAACUUCAACAAACAGGCGACAGAGAUCCUGAACGAGUACUUUUACUCCCAUCUCAGUAACCCCUACCCCAGCGAGGAGGCCAAGGAAGAACUGGCCAAGAAAUGCGGCAUCACAGUGUCACAGGUAUCAAACUGGUUUGGGAACAAGAGAAUCCGAUACAAGAAAAACAUCGGCAAGUUCCAAGAAGAGGCCAACAUGUAUGCGGCGAGGACUGCAGUCAAUGCAACCAGUGUGUCAGCUCACGGCAGUCAGGCAAACUCCCCUUCAACUCCCAAUUCAGCAGGUGGAUACCCUUCGCCAUGUUAUCAGCCAGACCGGAGGAUACAGUGACAGCCUCGCAGCCAGCCAGAUGUACAGUCCACAGGGCAUCAACACAAAUGGUGGCUGGCAAGAUGCUCCGACUCCUUCGUCAGUGACAUCGCCCACAGAAGGACCCGGAAGCGUUCAUUCGGAUACUUCCAACUGAAUAUAUCCAUCUCUACACCUCAUCCACAAAAAAACAUGGACUGACCUUGCUAUUCACAGUAUUAAACAAAGGAAUUCACUGUCUCACAGUCUGGAGAGUUGCUGUGAAAUCCUUACUUCAAAAAAAAAAAGAAAAGAUAAUAUUUCCUCUGCUUACAACGUUGGACAUUUGGGAUACAAACAAAAAGUUUCACAAUAAAAAUCAAGACAAUACUGCAAACAGUGGAGACAUUUGUACAGAUUUCACAUUAUAUUCAGAGGGCUGGGGUUACUUAUUCACUCGUAAUGUUUUCACUCAUCAUGAUAAAAUGAUAUGAUAAAGUAAUGAAAAUCAAAUCAUUGGUUUUAACUGAAAAUACUUCAUUCUACCUCUCAGCCACUAAAAAAAGGAGAAAAAAUGUCAGUGACCAUUAUUUGUUUUGUAAAAAGGAAACUUUUGUCUUUGCAAGCAAGAGGCACAUCUUCUUACUUACAUUUUGUUGUCUCUCACCUAUUCUAUGGUACGCCAUUUAGACUUAAAUAUUGCUCAGUUGUUUACAAUGUGUGCUUGAUAAAAGUAUGUUCAUCUUCCCCUCUGUCUCCGACGAGUCAAAACAGAGUCCUGUCAGGAGAUUUUACCUCUAAGGUAGCCCUGUGAAAUAUGUUAUCUGUAAAACAAUAAAUAAAUACUUGUCAUCAAAUCGGACAAGCUUGACAUCAUUCAUUAAGACGGAGGACAUAUCAACUUAAAACAAAUUAUUUUUACACAACCUUUGGUUUUGGUUCUGCAGCAUAUUGGUAGAGUUACAGCCAACGAACUGUAGAAUUCUCUUGAAGCAGUUUUAUCUUUUUCUGUUUUUAAAUGACUUGAAUCCUUCCGGUUUGUUUUCUUUGUUUUCUACCAUCACCACUACAGAAGAAAACUUUUUUGACGAUGCCAAAAUGCUGAUGUAACCAAAACAAAAACUGUCAAAAAAAGUGUGUCAACAUGAAGCCAGUUUUAAUAUCUUUUUUUUUUCGCAUAUAUACAGCACUAUUUCUUUUUCUACUCAUUUCACUCUGGUGCUACAAUCAAGUGAAUAAUACUGUCCAGCCGAAAGAAAUAUGAGAGAAAAAUCAUUUUCUACACAAAAGAAAGUUUGUCAAGAACAUCUGUAACUGAGUUUGUUUUUCAGUACAUGAACCACAAUCCACUUAAACAGGGAAGUCAUUAUGCUAAUAGAGUUUUACGUGCUUACACAGUGGAUCCUUGCUCCUGAAUCUACAGCACAGGUCCAGAGAUGCUUGUAGCAUGGAGCCGCUGGUCAUGAAAGAAGCAUCUGGACGCACCUGAACCGCUGCUCAGCUGAGGACAUUUUAAUGUAAAGAAAAUGUUACGUUCCACAUUUGGUUGAAUUGUGUCCUCUCCUGGGCGUUCAUUUACACAUAAAUCAAUAUAUUAUUCUGCUGGUACUGCUUUAGUAACCCUAGAAUUGACACCAAACAAAUGUAGACAUUUGAACUCAUGCUUGUCUCAGUACUAUCAGACUGAUUUUUUUCAGUAUAAAACAUUUAUGAAGAUUGUAAAUGUUAACCAUUAAGCACUAAAGGAGGGACAAGUCAUUAUGUCAAAUAAUGUGUUUUCUGAGCAGUCUAACCUUGUUUAUAGGCACUUUUUAUGUUGUGUGGCCUAUUUGUUUUUUGUAUUUUGUUGUUUUUUUAUUGUUAUGCUUAAUGUAGGCUAUUACUUUUUGCUUUCCUACUCUCGUGAAUUAGCUCAUGAACUUUCAACAUGUGUUUAUGUGCACCAUUGUGCUUGACUUGCUUUGUUGGAAAGGGUUUUCAACACAUUAAAAAUGAUAUGUAAUACAGCGA